AUGGACAGUCCACCCGAGUUCGACUCGCACGCGUUUGUUUUUCUCGUGGAUUUCAGCUCUCUCCGUCCAUCGUCUCACUUCGAACGAAAGUCGGCGAUCAAUAGCCAUGCUGCCAGGAGAAUGCACUUGAAGCGGAGAGAGUCGACAAAGGAUCGACUUCGCAUCAGUGGCAUGUCGAUCUGGACGUGGCAAGGCACGCUGUCGAGUGGACGAAUCUUGAAAACGGACGAGCCUUCUUCUCUUGAUGUGGCGUGCAAGAACCAAGAACGCAGCAGAAAGCCACCGCCACUCAGCCUUAGGGGUUGUCGACAUGAUCUAGAACUGGCUAGACAAUGCUGUCUCAACAGCCUCACCUGUCGCCGGUCUCGAAGACGGGUUCACCGUGAUGCUUAUACCCCAGAACAAUCGACUCACGAUCGUUGCUGUGAAGGCUUGGAGGAUUCCAACGAGGAUGACAGUCGUGGCUUGAAAUCAGAGCCGCUGUCUCCAGGUUCGGAAGGCGCAAUCCAAAGCCCAAAGGCAGCAGCGAAUUCGGUAGCUGUCGUCGAUCCAGGAGAAGGGGCUUGUUUCGCCUUGCAGUCUUUCAUCUGCACAAGCGCCGAGCGCGAGCUUCUCCAUUGUCUUUACAAUACGACGACAAAAGUGGGCCAUACUUGUGUCCCGAUAGCCACUCUAUGCUACUUACGACAAGUGGCGCAUCAAUUCGUCCAUGACGAGGCCGUUAUGGAGCUGACCCGGUCGUUCUCCAGUUAUGUUUGGUCGAAUUUCUUGGGGGGAAAUGUCCACUAUGAGAGACGGGCGUUGACGCAUAAGAUCAAGGGGAUGGCGCUCGUCAUCGAGCAGCUGGGGCACCCGCAAUCCUCGGCCUUGGAGAGUUCCAUUCAAGCGGCUUUGAUCUUGUCGGCAAUAGAGUUCGAUCAUGGCAUCUUGCUGACAUGGUAUUGCACUCCCGAUGGAAGAUUCGAGCCAGGUAUUCACCGAGCGAUUGGUACUGAGACAUUUCCUUGUACGGAUCGCCACUUCGGCACCUUCCUUCUCAAUUGCCGGCGAGACGUUGCUACAAAGCAUACCGCAUUCAACAGAACAUCACCAACUGCCAGACAACCUAUUGAAGAGGUGCAGGAGUUUUGUGAUCCCCUUGAUCUGCCCCCGAGUCUCUACUUCUCUGCAUGUAUUACGGAAUUUCUGUCAGUUACGAAAGAGUUUCGAGAGCUUAGUAUUGCGAGGAGUCAGUUCUUGGCCGAUCCAUCAACCGAGUCGCGGUCCGCAUACGCUUCAGCAAGGUGUCGAUCAGUAUCGGACACUUUUAGCUCGGCACUCCAGUGGAUCCUCAACCCAGACUACACUCCAACAGAAUCAGACCGUAGCAAGCAAAAGUCGACAUCUGCGGCUGUGGAACAGCAGAAUGCAACGGGAUUAGUUUGUUUGUUCUACAUCCACGCCACACUUUGGAGGUAUAGGCAUGAGCCAGUAGAGACAGAUGGGUACAUGAAGAGCGUGGCGGAGAAGGUGCAACGCAACGGUUCGGAGUUGAGUAAAAGUCUGGAUGCAUUGUCUUCACUGCUUGUUUGGAUUUGCGUGAGCGACGAGAAUUUGAAAAUGGAGGACAAGCAAGUGGGUUGGAGAGGACUGACGAGGCUGGUCUCCCGCUUAAGUCGUGUUGCGUUGAGGUUGAGCAGACGCAGCCGAAGGAAUCUGGAGCUGGCGCUAUUUGAAGGCCUGCGAGGGAGGAUGCAGCCAUCUAUGAUUGAGGAAGUUGAAUGUGUCGAGAGUCCUGAGCCGACAACCGAUGAUUGCAUUUGGCCCAAUCUUGAGGGUAUCUGGAAGGAACUCAUUGAGUAG
Molecule: messenger RNA, 1842 nt
Organism: Fonsecaea pedrosoi CBS 271.37
Lineage: Eukaryota; Fungi; Ascomycota; Eurotiomycetes; Chaetothyriales; Herpotrichiellaceae
Exons: 4
Coding region: 1-1842 (613 amino acids)
Source: RefSeq, a predicted model, not a curated record